Molecule: messenger RNA, 1752 nt
Organism: Babjeviella inositovora NRRL Y-12698
Lineage: Eukaryota; Fungi; Ascomycota; Pichiomycetes; Serinales
Gene: TRM2
Product: Trm2p
Exons: 1
Coding region: 1-1752 (583 amino acids)
Biological process (GO): tRNA processing
Molecular function (GO): tRNA (uracil(54)-C5)-methyltransferase activity, S-adenosyl methionine-dependent
Source: RefSeq, a predicted model, not a curated record
AUGGAACAAGAAAACGCGAUUGUUGAAGCCGUGGCCACUGUGAUUCAAGGCGCCGAGAACAAGAGAGCCCUCUCUACCACUGCGUCUGGUUCUGAGGCCACUACCCCAGAAACUGCCAGCCCGGCCCACAAGAAGCCUAGACAGCAGAGACAACCAAAGACCCCAAGACAACCAAAGACGCCUAGAUACAAGUACAAGAUUAAGGCUAUCGACCCGUCCACCCCAAUGGGUGUGCUUAAGCUUGAGAUUGACGAGAUCUUGGAGGAACGUAAGCUCACCAGAGAGCAGAUCUUCAAUGACAUGAAGAUGAUUUUGAACAUCGAGGGCAAGCGGGAAAUCUACCACCGUCCGGUCCAGAACGUUGAGAUCUUAUCCUUGACCUCUAACGGCGACGGUCUUGGGUUUAUCGUACACCCAGAGAGACCAGAGGACUUCCAGGUCUGCCUCGUGCCAUUUGCCUACCCGGGCGAUAUUGUCGACGUGUACGUGUUCAAGACGCACCCACACCACGUGGAGUCUGAUUUGGUGAAGGUCAUCAAGGCCAACGAUUUGCGCAAGGAUGAACUCGUCAGAUGCCGCUACUUCGGUAAGUGUUCCGGUUGCCAAUACCAAAACUUGGACUACAAUACCCAGUUGCAGUUUAAAAAGUCCACCAUUGUCAAUGCCUACAAAUUUUUUGCGCCAUCUUUGGUUGCCGAGGCGCAAUUGCCUGAGAUUUCGGCCACAGAGCCAUCGCCAUUACAGUAUGGCUACAGAACCAAGUUAACCCCACAUUUCAACUUGCCUAAGAAGGUCCCUGCCGAUUUACCAAAGCCCCCAUUGGGGUUCGGCUCUAAGGGUAGACCUAAGUGGAGAGAAACCGCUGGUGGGGAGAAGUCGGUUGUGGACAUCGAGGAGUGCAUUAUUGGUACCGCCAUCGUUAACAAGGGCAUGUCUAAUGAGAGACGCCGAUACGAUCAGGAGUUCCGCAAGUAUAAAAGAGCGGCCACAAUUUUAUUAAGAGAAAAUUCCACCCUUAUUGAGAGUGAUUCCACUGACCUUAACGAGAAGGUUGGCGACGGUUCCAGAGACGUCGAUGGCGAGGUUUCCAAGAUCAAAGUCGAAUUUGAAAACAAUGAAAAGGCCAUAUUAGUCAAGACGUGUGUCACUGACUCCAAGCAAAUCGUCCAGGAGUAUAUUGGUGGGAACGUUUUUGAGUUCUCUGCCGGUGAAUUCUUCCAGAACAACAAUGCCAUUUUGCCAAUUGUCACCUCCUACGUCAAGCAAAACUUGAAGAUCGACGAUGAGCCAAAGGAAAACUUCUUGGUUGAUGCCUACUGUGGCUCCGGUUUGUUCAGUAUCAGCUGUUCCGAUGGAGUUUCCAAGGUCUUUGGGGUGGAAAUUUCCGCGGACAGUGUUAGAUUCGCCGAAAGAAACGCGGCCAAGAACAACAUCCUCAACGCCAAGUUCAUCCAUGGUAAGGCCGAGAAGAUUUUCGGCGAUCUCAGCGAGUUACCUAAGGAGAGAACCUCGGUCAUUUUGGACCCCCCUAGAAAGGGCUGUGACGACGUUUUCUUGAACCAGUUGGCCGAGUUCAACCCAGCCCGAAUCGUCUACAUCUCCUGUAACGUGCACUCCCAGGCCAGGGACGUCGAGUAUUUCUUGACCAAGACCGAAGCCGGUAAGCUCUACAAGGUGGAAAGCAUAAAGGGUUUCGACUUCUUCCCACAGACCCACCACGUUGAGACCAUUGCCGUUCUCAGUUUGAAAUAA